GCUUGCUUCAUGCCAGGAGAAGCAGCAACAAAACAAAGCUGUUGAGAAACGAAGAGCAACAACAGAGAGAUGUUUCGUUGUUUAAAAAUGCUUCCUCUGUCGCUGAAGAUCUGCAUGGGAAUGUGCCUCCAACAGAACAUCUCAGAGGAAAGUAAGAAAGCCCAACUAAAGAGCUCCACAAUCGAGCAAGACCUUUGUGAUCAUGCCAGGGCUGAAAGGAACGUCAUCAAAAUCCUCAUGCUUGGAGUUGCAGAGAGCGGAAAGAGCACAGUAAUCAGACAGAUGAAGAUACUACACAGCCGUGGCUUCUCCAGCCAAGAACUUCUUAGUUUCAAGCCUGCAGUGUUGGAUAACCUUCUAACCUCUAUGAAGAUUGUUCUACAAGGAAUGGGCAAGCUGCGGAUAAACCUCGCAAAUGAUAAGAACAAGAUCCAGGCACGCUCCAUUCUGUCCUGCAGCCAGUGUUUGGGAGACGAUCAGCAGCUGCUCCCUUUUGUGGCUCAAGCCUUCUGUGCUCUUUGGGCCGACCAAGGGGUGAGGGCCGCUGCAGCCAGAGGAUACGAGUACAAUCUGAACGACUCUGCCCUCUACUUCUUUGAAAACAUAAGUCGAAUCAUCUCGCCAAACUACAUUCCCACGGAGAUGGAUGUCCUGAGAGUCAGAGUGAGGACCUGUGGAAUCAUUGAGACACAGUUUCAAGUAGAUGAAACAAUCUUUAGAUUGUAUGACGUUGGUGGCCAACGCAGUGAAAGGAGAAAGUGGCUGAGCUGCUUUGAUUCUAUUCAUGCCUUACUGUUUGUUGUGGGUCUCAGCAGCUAUGAUCAGAUGUCGUUUAAGGAUCCAUCAAUGAAUGGAUUUCAGGAAAGCCUUGAAUUUUUUUCAUCAAUCUGCACAAACAGAGUCUUCAAGAAAACCUCUCUGAUUUUGUUUCUGAACAAAACUGACCUUUUCCGGGGGAAGAUCCUGCACUCUGGGAGACACUUGAGAUUUUACCUUUCAAGCUAUGAAGGUACAGUAGAGAGAACAACCCAGAUCAUUUAUAUUUUCUCUGAAUGUCUUAUUCCAAAGCCAGUUUUAGCAUCUCAUCUGAUUUUACUGUGUUUUGAAUUUGCCAUACUAGUCUCCAUUUAUAAAAUGAGUGACACAUUGAAAGCAGAUUACAAGCAGAACACUAGUUUCUUCACAGUCCUGCUUUGGCCAUGUCUGUUACUGAACAAUGAAAGGUGUGAGAGAGUUGAAUGAUCUAACAUUUGAAAGUUGCUUAUAAAUUCAGCACUUUGGAUUCUUGCAACAUCAUCUUUGCUGGUGACGUAAACAGAAAUCUUUGUGCAUACAGAUCGAAAUACAUUGUUCAUUUUAUUCAUUCGGUCUGGGUCAUGGUGAUGCAUCAUUCCAGACUCAUUGCCAGGGGUUCUGUGUGUCGGCAUUAUGUUUUGUGUAUUUGGAUUUUGAUGAAAAAAAUGUCAGCCAAUGUCUUGUUGCAUCUAUAUUUCAGAAAGUGAAUAAGCCGUUUGAGAUGAGACAAACUUACUUUGCCUGUCUAGGAGCAGACUGUGAUGUGGACGCUGCGGCCCACCAUGUUGCUGCCGUGUUCUCAGCCUGUAACAUGGCCUCGAGCAGACCUGUUUACCACCACUUCAGCACGGCCAUCGACUCUGAAAUCAUGAAGGAGGUCUUCCACAUGGUCAUCGAUCAGAUCAUCAAGGAGAACCUAUCAGCUGUCCA
Molecule: messenger RNA, 1725 nt
Organism: Xiphophorus hellerii (green swordtail)
Lineage: Eukaryota; Metazoa; Chordata; Actinopteri; Cyprinodontiformes; Poeciliidae
Product: guanine nucleotide-binding protein G(o) subunit alpha-like
Exons: 9
Coding region: 70-1242 (390 amino acids)
Biological process (GO): adenylate cyclase-modulating G protein-coupled receptor signaling pathway
Cellular component (GO): heterotrimeric G-protein complex; cytoplasm
Molecular function (GO): GTPase activity; G-protein beta/gamma-subunit complex binding; G protein-coupled receptor binding
Source: RefSeq, a predicted model, not a curated record